AUGGUUCAAAACCCACUCAUCAUUUUUGCUAUUGUUAUUCUAGUUGUUCUAGUUCUCUCGCCAACUUUUACCUAUUCUGAAGAUAAUAGCUCUUUCUCUUGUCAAGAUGGAACAAGCCAAAGUUGUUGCUCUCAACUAGCGCACCGAGUCUCAAGUGAACAUAAUUCCCGAUGCGCUUCAAUUGUUCUAACGAAUGAAAGUGGCUAUAAUAUGGAUUCUACAAAUAAAAAUCUUGAAGAUGGCCGUUGGCUCACAUCAACAGAUUAUUUUGGUGCCAACAGCGUUAAUAUAACCUGCGAGCCACGUUCUCUUCUAGAUAAUGAAUCCGAGACUAUUUCUAGUGUUACAAGUCAUGUUUUCGGUGGGUUGAAAGGCUAUUUUAGUUUCAAAAUAAAUGACAGUAUGACAAGUGAAUUUACUAUCUCCUGGAAAGUUCCUACAAUUGGUCCACCUCAAUACGAAUUUAAUUUUCUUAAUGAUUUAUCUAAUCAGUAUUAUAUCGUUAAUAACAACAAAACCUUUGAAGAUACAGUCUACCAAAUUACAAUUAAUAAAAUUAAUAAAAUUAAUGAAAAUAAGACACCCAUUUCAUUAAUUAUUGUCAUUGUGCUCCUUGGCAUUGGGUUAGUUGUCAUUGGAAUUUUUUUCAUUGCAUCACGUUUUAACAGAGGACCACUUACACUCGUUAUUGCAUGUUUUAAUACAUGUAAACAACACUCCAGGCCAGGACCACCUGUAGUUGUUAACACACGUGAACGAUCUGCCAUUUAUAUAGUCGAACCGUGUAAAUCUUCCGGACAGAUAUAA
This is a messenger RNA of Rhizophagus irregularis DAOM 181602=DAOM 197198, 807 nucleotides long. RefSeq lists its product as uncharacterized. NCBI's taxonomy places the organism in Eukaryota, Fungi, Glomeromycota, Glomeromycetes, Glomerales, Glomeraceae. The record is from RefSeq and is a predicted model, not a curated record.